AUGGAGCAGUUUGAGAAAUCAGACACCCAGGCUAAGAAAGGACUCUUGGAAAAGAUCAAGCUCUACCUUUCAAAGAGAACUUCGCCACCUCACACUGACCGUAGGAAGUUUGACCAUGACUUUGCCGUCUCCACCUCCUUCCACGGAGUCCACAACAUUGUCCGGAAUCCGAGUAGGAUUCGCAAGGUGGUCUGGUUGCUGGUGGUCCUGGGCUCCAUCAGCCUCCUUGUCUGGCAGGUAUAUAGCCGUCUCGUCAACUACUUCAGAUGGCCCACCACGACAUCUAUGGAGGUACAGUAUGUGGAGAGGAUAGAGUUUCCGGCUGUGACCUUCUGCAAUUUAAACAGGUUCCAAGCAGAAGCUGCAGCCACAUUUAGUGUUAUUUUUUUCUUAUGGAAUAUUGUAUCCAAAGUCCUUCAUCUUCAGGAAAUCAGUACCAAUUCCACCAGCUCUAAAGAGGCUAUUGAUUUCCUCGCAAGUGAGCGAAACUUCAGCAUUACAGAGUUUGUCAAGGAAAAUGGUUUUUAUCUCAACAGCAGCACAUUGUUAGAAUGUGAAUUUUUUGGAAAGCCAUGUGGCCCAGAGGAUUUUGCACAUGUCUUCACUGAAUAUGGAAACUGUUUUACCUUUAAUCAUGGUGAAACUAUCCAAGCGAAGGAAAAAGUGAGUGUUUCUGGAAGAGGCUUACACUUGCUCUUCAAUGUCAAACAGGAGGAAUUUACAGAUGACCCAACCCUUGGCUUUGUCGACGCUGGGAUCACCUUUGUUAUCCAUUCGCCCAUGAAGGUGCCGCAGUUUGAUGGUCUGGGCUUGUCCUCACCAGUGGGAAUGCAUACACGGGUGACCAUCCGCCAGGUGAAGACAGUCCAUCAGGAAUACCCGUGGGGAGAAUGUAAUCCCCACAUGAAACUGCAGAACUUCAGGACCUACAGCACCUCCGGCUGCUUGCAGGAAUGCAAAGCUUGGCACAUCAAGAAGCAGUGCGGAUGUCUGCCUUUCCUUCUUCCUGGAAACGGGAUAGAGUGUGACCUACAAAAGUUUUACAACUGUGUGUCUCCUAUACUCGACCACAUUGAAGUUAAGGGAUUGUGUACGGUGGGAACACACAAUUCCAGCUGCCCUGUACCUUGUGAAGAAACAGAAUACCCUGCGUCCAUUUCUUAUUCUACUUUUCCGAGCCAAAAAGCUUUGAAAUAUCUUUCCAAGAAGUUGAAUCAAAGCCAGCAAUAUAUCAGGGAGAAUCUUGUGAACAUUGAAAUAAACUAUAGUGACUUAAACUAUAAGAUAACCCAGCAGCAAAAAGCAGUGAGUGUCUCUGAGUUACUUGCAGAUCUUGGUGGUCAGCUGGGCCUAUUUUGUGGGGCCAGUGUGAUUACAAUUAUAGAAAUUAUUGAGUAUAUAUUCACCAAUUUCUACUGGAUAUGCAUCUUGUUCUUGCUGAAGAUCCCUGAAAUGGCCCAGGGCACUCCUGCACCUCAGAAUCACCUGGUGAAUAAGGACAGCAUCGAGUUAUGCUGA
Molecule: messenger RNA, 1518 nt
Organism: Cervus elaphus (red deer)
Lineage: Eukaryota; Metazoa; Chordata; Mammalia; Artiodactyla; Cervidae
Gene: ASIC5
Product: acid sensing ion channel subunit family member 5
Exons: 10
Coding region: 1-1518 (505 amino acids)
Biological process (GO): sodium ion transmembrane transport
Cellular component (GO): membrane
Molecular function (GO): ligand-gated sodium channel activity
Source: RefSeq, a predicted model, not a curated record